AUGCUGAAAACCGUCAUAAAAUCUACCAUGUCCCGAAAGAGAUCCUUCCAACAAUUUUCUAGUGGUACCAAGAAUUAUAAUAAUAACAAUUAUAAUAAUGAUAGUAGACCAUACUAUGGUGCUAACCCCAACCCAAUGAGUUUGGUGCAACCUCAUACUGAUUCAUCGGUGAGAGGUAUGCCUAAAGGAUUACCACAAGGUGUUACCUCAUACAGGAAAGCCAUUGAAACACUGCAAACUCAAAUAAGAAAGGGUGGAAUGAUUAGUACUCCUACUACAGAUUGGAUUAAAGACUUUGACCAUUUUAAACAAUUGUCGAAAAUACCGUACAAAGAUGGACACCUUACAAAUGUCCAAUCCAAUGGGAUCAUAGAGAAUUAUUUGAAAUCUAUUGAGAAUGACUAUCGUGAGAUUAACAGGAAGAGUACAACGGAAUUGAAUGAUAAAAUUGAAAGCUAUAAGCAAUCAUGGCUUAAGAAACAUAAAUCUAUACCUUCCGAGAGUGAACUGACCAAAGAUGGUAAGAAGACUGAAUUAUAUAAAUUAUAUAGUCAAGAAUUAAAAUCAAUCAAAAGAGAACAUAGACCAAUUGUUUAUGCCCAACCUGGUGAAUCGAAGUUUGAAUAUUUGACAAAUACAAUUCGAUUAAUGAAUUUAAACAAAACUAUAUGUUUUGCAUUUGAUAUUGAAGCUUACGAAAAUGAUAAUAAUGUCGUUACUGAAAUUGGAAUUUCCAUUUAUGAUCCAAGAGAAAAUAUUAAUUCGAUGGUCCCAUUAAUGAGAAAUUUCCAUCUUAUCAUAUCGGAAGCAUUGCCGUUAAGAAAUAGAAAUUGGAUUUGUGAUUUUAAAGAUUGUUAUCUAUUAGGUGAAAGUUUGGUGCUUUCCCUAAGUGAAACUGUUAUCUUCAUUCAAACUUUAAUUAAUUAUUACAUGAAAACAUCAUUCGCUAAUGAAAAUGAUCCAGAAUAUACAUGGUCCCGUGCAUUUGUUGGUCAUAAUAUUAAAGGUGAUUUGGAUUGGUUAAGGAAAAUUGGUGUAGUCAUUCCAAGUAACGAUAAAUUAGAUUUCCAACUGAUUUCAUUGAAGGCUCAAGCUGUUGUUCCUUCCACUACUAAAGGUAAAAUUUUGGAAAAGAAACUAUUGAUACUAGAUACACACACAUUUUAUUCAGCAUGUUAUGGGACUAAUGGUAGUAGUCUUGGUAAGAUAUUAAGACUUUUCCAAUUACCUCAUGCAUAUUUACACAAUGCAGGGAAUGAUGCUCAUUAUACAUUAAGAGUCUUGAUGCAUAUGUGUGAUAUUAAUUUUAGGAAACAAAUGAAAUUGGAUGAUUUAACGUAUAUGAGUGAAAAGAUUCAACAAUGGAUUGAUAGAGGGAAUUUGGAGUCCAAAAUACUUCCGAUGUCAUAUGCUGUUUCAGUUGUGGAUGCAACUCGUAAAGCCAAAGUACAAGAUUCUCGUGUUAGUAAGAAACCAUCAUUUAAAAAAAGGAACUCGUUCAUCAAACUGAGUUUGGUGGAUUACAAUGGUUUAGUGACGCCAAAGCUGCCUUUAAGGCGAUUAUAG
Molecule: messenger RNA, 1566 nt
Organism: Naumovozyma dairenensis CBS 421
Lineage: Eukaryota; Fungi; Ascomycota; Saccharomycetes; Saccharomycetales; Saccharomycetaceae
Exons: 1
Coding region: 1-1566 (521 amino acids)
Cellular component (GO): nucleus
Molecular function (GO): nucleic acid binding
Source: RefSeq, a predicted model, not a curated record